UGUUUCUGUUUGGAUAGUUUCCUUCACUGGGCAGAAAACCCUUUUCCUUCCUUCUCUCUCUCUAUUUUUAUAUAUUUGAAGGGGAAGAGCACCACCGCCCUCUUCCACCAUUUAUGCACAUGACAUUCAAACAGCCUACCAGUCUGCUAUCAAAGAACAAAGACAGGCCUCUGUCUUAAAGCCUUAAAAGCCUCAAUUCUUCAUGGAAGAGCACCCCGAUCCACCUUUUGCUCCCCAAGAAACCACCACCACCACCACCACCACGCCUGCCGCUCCCUCAAUUACAACAGCCACAACCAGUGACACCAAUAGUGAUACUAAUAAUAAUAGUAGCAGUGAUAAUAGUAGUAGGAAGUGUAAGGGAAGAGGAGGGCCAGAGAAUGGUAAGUUUAGAUACAGGGGAGUUAGGCAACGAAGCUGGGGCAAAUGGGUAGCUGAGAUCCGUGAGCCAAGAAAGCGAACACGUAAGUGGCUCGGAACGUUUGCGACUGCUGAGGAUGCAGCUCGAGCUUAUGAUCGUGCCGCCAUCAUCCUUUAUGGCUCUAGGGCGCAGCUCAAUUUGCAACCCUCGAAAUCAUCAUCAGCUCAAUCUUCUUCUUCCUCCUCUCGAGGGUCAAGCUCUUCUUCUGCUCAGACUCUUCGACCUUUGCUUCCUCGUCCUUCUGGCUUCGGAUUCACUUUCUCUCUUUCCGCUUCAAUGCCUUCUCCAGCGGCGGCGGCUGCUGCUGCUGCUGCUGCAGCCACUGCUUCCGCCUCAUCUGGGUUUGGUCCGUAUGGGGUUUAUCAUCAUCAUCCGAACGUUGUUGGGUCAAGCGUGCUAUGUCCUAGUAACAUGGUACAGAAUCCACAAGAACAAAUUAUGUCACACCACUAUCAAUAUCACUAUCAAAACCCACUUAUUCCUGAUGUGUCUAAUCUUAACGCUGCAAAUAGUACCAUCCCAACAACCUCGUAUCAAAAUCUUAACUAUGACUAUAACGACCACAACAACCAUCAUCACCAUCAUCAACAGCAACAAGAAUCAGGCUUAUUCGAGGAUAUCAGCUCGUUGAUGGGCUCAGUGGGUUCUAAUUUGUCUCUAUCUGGCAAUAUCCAACCUGUAGUUGCACCGGCUGUUCAGGAUCCGGUUAUGCAUGUCGGACCCGGAUCUCCAUCGCUGUGGCCUUUGACAAGUGAUGAUGACUACGCACCAUCUACUAUUUGGGACUAUGGGGAUCCUUCCUUUUUUGAUCUAUGAGUUCUUGGUAGUAAGGAUAAAUUUGCAUGGGGAUUUGUAGGAGAUAUUGAUCUUCUUCACCAAUAUUAGCUUGCAUGCAAGUCUAUUCGUCUUGGCUUGCCCAGAUCUCUCUCUCUAUUUGUUAAUGUAGAAAUUUAAUUGGUGGGAUUGAUUAGUCACCCUUUGAGACGAAGAGUUACGAGAGAAGAAAGAGAUUAAAGAAUUGAUUCUGCCAUAGAUGGUUUGAAAGAGAGGAUGUCAGCAAUUGCAUGUUUUGUUUAUCCAAUGUUGGGUUCAAAAUAAAGCUGAGAAAGAUCUUUCUCAAGGUAAGUUAUUAAUUUUCUUCUCUUAAGUAAAAGGCUGCUUGCUUUGAUCUUCAAGAUUUUAGAUUUUUCUUUUCUAAUAUAUAGAGUUUGGAUAUGAGAAAAUUUCACUGUAAUCAGAUAGAGUUUGGCUACUGGAACUGUGUGGUUUGGAGUUUGGGGUGAGAGAAAACAAAUUGUUGUUUAGCAGAAAUACUGCUGUCUUCUUCAAUUCAAUUAAUGAGAAAUUUUCAAGAAC
Messenger RNA from Manihot esculenta (cassava), 1777 nucleotides. Its product is annotated as ethylene-responsive transcription factor ABI4. The transcript has a single exon. Bases 203 to 1237 code for a protein of 344 amino acids. The record is from RefSeq and is a predicted model, not a curated record. Gene Ontology annotation, biological process: positive regulation of DNA-templated transcription; response to stress. Gene Ontology annotation, molecular function: DNA-binding transcription factor activity; transcription cis-regulatory region binding. Gene Ontology annotation, cellular component: nucleus. Lineage: Eukaryota; Viridiplantae; Streptophyta; Magnoliopsida; Malpighiales; Euphorbiaceae.